GUGGGAAUGCUUAGAAUUGCAUUGACUGUACCAAAACAACCUGCCUUCAAAUCUGUGCUUCUACAUGCAGUUCUGCGCUGAACUGAUCUGAGGGCGGGAUUACCUUGUUGCAACAUGGUGUUUUUGUACGAGGGAUAUUUUUGAGGCUGUAAUGCAAACUGGCUUCAGCAUCCCCAUCUAUAAUACUGCAAGUUAAAAAAGGAGGCUGCAUCUUUCCAGGUUACGGCAAAAAAAAAAAGAGUCCCCACCUUAGAGCUCCUCUCAGUCCAAAUCCAGCACUGAACUGCGUGCAGAAGUCUUGUGCUUCAACAAGCUGCAUACGAGUGCAUUGCUCACUUUAAAAUGGUUAAUAACUUUUUUAAAAAAUGGCAAGACCAGCGCUAAAAAGAAAAUAAAUCCUUUGUGGAGGGCUUGCUGUUGCCCAGUUACAGGGGACGGGGAAUCUCGAGUUUCUCCAGCUUUUUGUCCCCCUUGUGACGCUCGAAGCAAGCAAACAAACAAAAAAGUUAGCCCAAAAGUGAGACGCUACGCACGAGUCUACUAUUACACAUCUAUGGCAGCAGCCGGUUGAUAGCGGAGUGCACCAUGGUUUUCAGAAGAGAGUGCUGUCUUUAACUACAGAAGAACAAGGAUUUCUUUGGGUUAUUCUGGAGUGAAAUUUGUUACCCAACAAGAGAAGUAAACCCUUUUAAAAGAUAGGCAGUUGUAGUAGAAUUCUGAAACAAACGACUGGAUUAGCUUCAUUGGCUUUCCUGCUUCUUUUGCAUCCCAAAGCAUAAACUUAAAUCGUCUCAGAAGGACAAGGUCCGCCAGUUUAUGGCAGUUACCCAGGCUGGUGAAAGGACUGCUAUAUACUGUUUAAUGCAGAAUGAGUGGAAACUAGAAGUGGCAACAGACAACUACUUCCAGAACCCAGACUUGUACUACAAAGAAUCCAUGAAAAUUUCAAUAGACAGAAAGAAAUUAGAACAAUUGUAUAACAGGUACAAAGAUCCGCAAGAUGAGAAUAAAAUUGGCAUUGAUGGGAUUCAACAGUUUUGUGAUGAUUUAAGCUUGGACCCUGCUAGUAUCAGUGUUUUGGUCAUAGCAUGGAAAUUUAGGGCAGCCACGCAGUGUGAAUUCAGCAAAAAAGAAUUUGUAGAUGGCAUGACAGAACUGGGGUGUGAUACUACAGACAAGCUAAAAACUCUUUUGCCAAGGCUGGAACAAGAAUUAAAGGAUCCAAUGAAGUUUAAAGAUUUUUAUCAGUUUACCUUUAACUUUGCUAAGAACCCUGGACAAAAAGGUUUAGAUCUAGAAAUGGCAAUCGCAUAUUGGAAUUUAGUUUUAUCAGGGAGAUUUAAAUUUCUAGAUCUUUGGAAUAAAUUUUUAUUGGAGCAUCAUAAAAGAUCAAUCCCCAAAGAUACUUGGAAUCUUCUUUUAGACUUUGGAAACAUGAUUGCAGAUGAUAUGUCAAACUACGACGAAGAAGGAGCAUGGCCAGUUCUAAUAGACGAUUUUGUGGAAUACGCACGACCAGUAGUCACAGGAGGAAAAGGUAAAGCUUCCUAACCAUAGACUCUUCUCAGUGGACUUAAUAAGUUUGCAGUCUGAACUGCAUCAGGUAAUGAAGACAUUUUGGCCAAUAACUGUGCGCACUGUCACUGGUUUCGAUAGUCGUGGUGGGAUGCCACUGACGAAACAGGAAUCACUACUUCUGCUUCAAGAAAAUGAUGGCUGACUCAUGGACACUGCAAGAAGAAAUUCAGAAGAUAGCCCAGGCUGUUUGUAGGAUAUUGGCUUCAAUUAUUGUACUGGUUGUAUCAUAUAGGAUGUAGAUUUUGCAUGAUUUUAUACUUUGGAGAAGUUUAACUAGAGGCCAUUUUAGUAAAAGUUUUGACAGCACAGCAUGCCAUUCAGUUCAUGAACACCAGCAGUUACAUAAUUACAACUGUAUUAUAUUGUACUUAUAUUAAAAAGCAGUAUUUGUGGUAUAUAAAUUAAAUCCCUAAAUAAA
Podarcis raffonei (Aeolian wall lizard) is the source of this 1996-nucleotide messenger RNA. It is a transcript of the gene DCUN1D2, whose product is annotated as defective in cullin neddylation 1 domain containing 2. Gene Ontology annotation, molecular function: cullin family protein binding; ubiquitin conjugating enzyme binding; ubiquitin-like protein binding. NCBI's taxonomy places the organism in Eukaryota, Metazoa, Chordata, Lepidosauria, Squamata, Lacertidae. The coding region runs from base 817 to 1551 and encodes 244 amino acids. The transcript has 7 exons. Gene Ontology annotation, cellular component: ubiquitin ligase complex. The record is from RefSeq and is a predicted model, not a curated record. Gene Ontology annotation, biological process: protein neddylation; positive regulation of ubiquitin-protein transferase activity.